Molecule: messenger RNA, 471 nt
Organism: Benincasa hispida (wax gourd)
Lineage: Eukaryota; Viridiplantae; Streptophyta; Magnoliopsida; Cucurbitales; Cucurbitaceae
Source: RefSeq, a predicted model, not a curated record
AUGGCAUUUCAUCACAUCCUAUAUCAAUGCCAUGAAUCGCCUUAUGGUGGACAAUUUGGAAGUCAGCGCACUGCUGCGAAGGUCUUGAAAAAUGGAUAUUAUUGGCCUAUCUUAUUCAAGGAUACGUGCGACUAUGUCAUAAAAUACGACAGGUGCCAUCACACAGGAAACAUUUCUGAGAAAAAUGAAAUGCCAAUGAAUGUCAUCUUGGAAGUGGAACUAUUUGAUGUCUGGGGAAUCGAUUUCAUGGGGCCAUUUCCACCAUCUAAUGGCCAAAACUAUAUCCUAUUAGCUGUUGACUAUGUAUCAAAAGGGUUGGAGGCGAUUUCAUGUGCCUCGAACGAUGUGAUCACGGUAUCGAAAUUCUUGCAGAAAAAUAUCUUCUCUCGCUUUGGCACCCCACGUGCCAUUAUAAGCAAUGAAGCUAACGCGGGAAGUGAACGCAAACACGGAAACUGGACCACCACAUAG